CUAAAUCUUGGUUUCCGGUCCUCCCACAUUGUUAUGGCUGCCAAGAGUUGGAGAUGAGUGUAUGAUUUUAAGAUAGAUGGCUAUUUCUUGCUAAUAUGGCUAAAGAUUGUGCCAAAAUGGGGGAGCUACCCAUAUUUACUACAAAAGCCCAUGUCUUCCACAUUGAUCCAAAGACUAAAAGGUCGUGGGUUCCAGCCAGUUCGCAAGCAGUCAACGUUGGAUUUUUCUUCGAUUCUACACGAAAUUUUUACAGAAUAAUCAGCGUUGAAGGAUCAAAGGCUGUCAUUAAUAGUACUAUUACCCCAAAUAUGACUUUCACAAAAACCUCACAGAAAUUUGGUCAGUGGUCAGAUAUUAGAGCUAAUACUGUUUAUGGUUUGGGGUUUGCAUCUGAACCGGAGCUUAACAAAUUUAUUGAGAAGUUCCAGGAGGUGAAGGAAGCCACACGGCAAGCAGCCCAGCAGAAAGCCCAGCAGCAGACGAACGGUAGUGCUUCCACACCUGUUACGUCUGCUAGCGCGUCCCCCUGCAGCAGCCGCAGCGUCCCAACUCCUCCUGUCCCGUCCCAGACGCCAACAUCAGAAAGUGGAGGGACAGGUGAUGAUUCUAUCACCGCUAAUCAGAUAGAUCAUGUUGGGAGCAGUUUACCUUCCAAUGUCAAUGACAUUGCCAAUACACUUAAGUCAUCACUUGUUGCACAUCAAAGAAGCCAAAGCUUGUCAGGCCUUCAAGCCAGCAAGGCAACUGACAGCCCUAAGCAUCAAACAAAGGACAAAACAUCAGUUGCUAGUUUACCACAGUCAACAGUUGAAGCUCAACUUAGAUAUGAAAAUGAUCGCCUCAAAUUAGCCCUUGCUCAAAGUUCUGCCAAUGCUAAGAAGUGGGAAGUGGAGCUACAAACAUUAAAAAGUAAUAAUGCUCGCUUAACAGGAGCACUUCAAGAAAGCACUGCUAAUGUAGAAGAGUGGAAAAGGCAACUACAAGCAUUAAAAGAAGAAAACAGCAAAAUGAAAUCCCGAGUGUUAGAAUUAGAAGCAAGUCAUGGAAAUCCUGAAGCAAUAGCCGAAUUACGAAAGGAGAUUGGUACUUUACGGAACAAAAAAGAAACAUUAGAAGAACAAGUGAACAAUAAGGAUAAUGAGCUUGAACAGAUGCGUAAAAGAAUUGAAGAUAACCAUCAAGGUCAAUCUGCUAGCCAAAAAGUAGAAGAUAAACUUAAAGUUUUGUUAGCAGACAAUGAAGGCUUAAGAAGCAGUGUUAGUCGGCUGCAGGAACAGCUAGACACAACUAAGUCAAGCAACAAGGCCAAAAAAGGUGCAUUAGAACAACUAAAUCAACGACUGGCUCAAAAGAUCCAAGAACUUAAAGACAUUCAACAUGAGAUAUCUUCAUUACUAAAUUCCUGAUACUUAAACAUAUUGUAUUGCAUUAAUCUUCAAUGUCCCUGGUCCCAAACCAUAGCUCCCUACCAAAUAAAAGUACCUGUUUGGGUCCUUACUACAGAAGCUUAUCAAAUAGCUAAUUUCUUUGUGUAUGAUGACUCCUCUACUUCAGAAUAUUUUGGUUCAGUUAAUUUUUGGGGGCAGAUUCUUCUAUCAAACGACAGAAACCAGAGAUGUGCAUUUGGUCAUCCUUUUGGUAUUUGAGCGAAUCAGGCAUCACAGUGAUAGCUGGGCUGAGCAAGUUCCUAAAAAAGAAUUACUUAUCAGCUGCAUUCAUUAACUUGAUCAACUGUGUAAAUUAUGUAUUUAAAAAUGUGUUCAGAGCCAUGUUUAAGCUUAAUGAGGUUCUAAGUUAAUAAAGGUAAUGGGACCUAUGUCCAAUGUUUCUAAAAAAAAUAACAACUGGUGAUUUUUGAAACCCACUGACCUCAGGAUCCUAGGCUUCUACCCGUUUAGCCUAAUAUAAUAUCCUGCACUGAAUAUAUAUUACUUACUUUUUUCAGCCAUAACUAUUAGCAGCUGUUUAUUUUAUUUAACUUUUUUUAUUUUUAUAUCUAUAAAAUUUAUUAUGUUAUGAAAUUGUGUUUUAAGAACAUUUUAUAGUUUUAAUUCAACUUAUUAUUUUAAAAGUUUUGUAAAUUACAUUUCUUUUUCAUAAGGGAAAAGUAAAUGUAGUUUCAAAAGAUGCUAUUUAACUUGUGAGAAAAUAUUAAUCUAAGAAAAUGUUCAUAAUGGGAUUUGAAAUUUUAACAUUUAUAACUUAACUUAGGAUUUUAAAUUAUACUUAUUUUAUUGCUUGUAGUAUUUCUUUUUUUUUAAUUUUCUUAAUAAUUCCUGUUAUUUUAUUUAUUUAUUUAUAUUUAGAGUAACAUAUUUUAAAAAAACUGCAUACAUCCACUUUUUCAAACUCUCUUUAUAAACAGCUCAAAGCUUGCUGAAAAGUAAAAACUAGUAGGUGAUUAAAUUUUGGUAGUUCAUGCACAAAUUGGGGAACAAAAUUUUUAAUAAAUUUUUAUCUGUUUGUUUAGGUACUCUCUUGAUUGAGAGGAAGAAAAAUUUGUGGCAGCUAUUCCAUUCUAGGAAUAAAUUGAUAUUGUACAUUUAAAAUACAGAGUAGAUAAAAACAAAUUAAUAUUAUGUAAUUAAUUGUCAGAAUGCUGUGAAAUACAUAUUUUCGAAGCAUGUUGGAAAUAAUAUAUAUAAUUAUAAUAAAUACUGUAGCUCACCACUAUGUCCUUAGAUUUAUAACUUAUGAGAAAAUAUUAACACUUUCCUUAUAAUUUUAACUGGCUAUAGGUCUGGCUUUACAGGUAAAUGUGGAACUCCAUUGUCUUUUAAUGACUCAGUCACUUUGCAUCAAACUUAUUUUUGAAUGAGUUUUGUUUUAAAUUUAAAUUGUGGUUUAUUUAAAGUUGUAAAGUACAAAGUGCUUAACUUAGGGCAAAAAUGUUUGUCCCUUUGUAUCUUUAGCACAAUUGUUCAUUUUCAGAUUUAUUAUGUUACCAUUAAGCCAUAGCCAAUAAAAAGCUAACCUCAUUCUCUGAGGUUGUUAAAUUUUAUAGCAACUUUUACCACUUCUCAUAAUUUAAAUUGACUUAAACAAAAGAUUUUCAGGAAAUAUAUAUCUAUCACUUCAAGCAUUUUUGUCAUUAAUGCAUAUGACCGAUUAUUAAAACCAUUAUUCCAUUUGAUUUACUAAUGAAAUUACCAAGUGGGAUUGUUCACUCUAUUUUAGAAUAGCGAUGUCAUCAGUGCCAUUAGUAAUAAAACAAAUCUGGGAAUGUGUUUUGUAUUGAAUUUUUUACUGUCCUUUAGUUUCUUCAUCAAUUUCGAAGAAGGUGCUCUCUUAUUCGCUGUGUAUUUAAGUCCUGCUGCAGAACUAUUGCACUGCCAUUAUGAAUGACAUUAUUCUCAUGUUCGCCAUAUUUAAUGCUAAUAGAUAGGUUACUCUUAAAAACCAAGUUCAAUGUAUGUUUGUGAUGAUUAAAUACUUUGAUCUGAAACUAGGUUUAUCAGUUUUGAAAGUGUUACCUAGAUUAAAAAGAAACAAUUGUAAACUCUAGUUAAAUGCUAUUGUAAGCGACAGUGAAUCUCCUUUUUCAUCUAUUGUAAUUCAUAUGUUAUAUUUUCUGUUAUAUUUGAAGAACAAAUUUUCAGUAUCAUUUUUUGAGUAGUAUCUGAGAUUGUAAAUAUAAAUAUUUGACAGAGUUGACAGUAUUACAAAAAUGAUCUGAGCCCUUUUGGCAAAAACGAAAGAAGGUAAUGCAUCUAAUAAAAAGUUGCACUAUCUGGAAUGUGUGAAUUCAUUAUGCAAUAUGAAAUGAUCUGAAAUACAGAUGCUACUUGGGCAUCUUGUAAAUUUAUAUCAGAUAUAUAGGCCCUUUGGGCAUGCAAUAUGUGUAAUGACAGUGUGUUUCAGAGAUAAUUUUCCCUGUACAUUGAUGAUAGGACAAAAUAAUAUAAUAAUUUACUCUUCAA
Messenger RNA from Parasteatoda tepidariorum (common house spider), 3920 nucleotides. RefSeq lists its product as uncharacterized. Lineage: Eukaryota; Metazoa; Arthropoda; Arachnida; Araneae; Theridiidae. Gene Ontology annotation, molecular function: G protein-coupled glutamate receptor binding. The record is from RefSeq and is a predicted model, not a curated record. Gene Ontology annotation, biological process: G protein-coupled glutamate receptor signaling pathway.